Oryza sativa Japonica Group (Japanese rice) is the source of this 2574-nucleotide messenger RNA. Its product is annotated as 65-kDa microtubule-associated protein 3. The record is from RefSeq and is a predicted model, not a curated record. Gene Ontology annotation, molecular function: microtubule binding. NCBI's taxonomy places the organism in Eukaryota, Viridiplantae, Streptophyta, Magnoliopsida, Poales, Poaceae. Gene Ontology annotation, cellular component: spindle; cytoplasm. Gene Ontology annotation, biological process: microtubule cytoskeleton organization.
UCUCUCUGCCGCUGUCCCCUUCUCCGGAUCCCUUCGAAUUCUGAAAUCCCCAAAUUCUUCUCCGCCUCUCCUCCCCUCCCCCUACAGUAUUUCAAAAUAUUUCAAAUCACACUACACUCUCCGUCGUCUCCUCUCCUCUCCUCUCCUCCCCCUCUCCUCCGCCUCUCUCGCAUCUGAGGCUCCGAUCGCCGGCGACCCCAGCCAGAAUCCGCCGCCCCGUCUCGCCCUCCCCGCUCGACGAGACCGCGCCGAGCGGCGAAGAGGCCUAGUGUUCUUCGCACCUCGCGAUGAGUAGCGCGGUGAAGGACCAGCUUCACCAGAUGUCGACGACAUGCGAUUCGCUUCUACUGGAGCUCAAUGUGAUUUGGGAUGAGGUCGGUGAGCCCGACACGACGAGGGACAGGAUGCUGCUGGAGCUCGAGCAGGAGUGCCUGGAGGUCUACAGGCGGAAGGUCGACCAGGCGAACCGGAGCCGCGCCCAGCUGCGGAAGGCCAUCGCCGAGGGCGAGGCAGAGCUCGCCGGCAUCUGCUCAGCCAUGGGCGAGCCGCCCGUGCACGUUAGACAGUCAAAUCAGAAGCUUCAUGGCUUAAGAGAGGAGUUGAAUGCAAUUGUUCCGUAUUUGGAAGAAAUGAAAAAGAAAAAGGUCGAACGAUGGAACCAGUUUGUUCAUGUCAUAGAGCAGAUUAAGAAAAUUUCGUCUGAAAUAAGGCCAGCCGAUUUUGUUCCCUUUAAAGUUCCGGUUGAUCAGUCUGACCUGUCAUUAAGAAAGCUUGAUGAGUUGACGAAGGACCUGGAAUCCCUUCAGAAGGAGAAGAGCGAUCGGCUAAAGCAAGUGAUAGAACAUUUGAAUUCUUUGCAUUCCUUAUGUGAGGUGCUUGGCAUAGAUUUCAAGCAAACAGUAUAUGAGGUGCACCCUAGCUUGGACGAAGCUGAAGGAUCAAAGAACCUGAGCAACACUACAAUUGAGAGGCUUGCUGCUGCCGCAAACAGACUGCGUGAAAUGAAGAUCCAAAGGAUGCAAAAGCUUCAAGAUUUUGCUUCUAGCAUGCUCGAGCUAUGGAAUCUCAUGGAUACUCCACUUGAAGAGCAGCAGAUGUUUCAGAAUAUAACAUGCAAUAUUGCUGCUUCAGAACAAGAGAUAACUGAACCAAACACCCUCUCCACAGAUUUCCUGAAUUAUGUCGAAUCUGAGGUGUUAAGGCUUGAACAACUGAAAGCAAGUAAGAUGAAAGAUCUUGUUUUAAAAAAGAAAGCAGAACUAGAAGAGCAUAGAAGACGUGCUCAUCUUGUUGGCGAGGAAGGUUAUGCAGAGGAGUUUAGCAUUGAAGCUAUUGAAGCUGGAGCUAUUGAUCCCUCACUAGUACUUGAACAAAUUGAAGCUCACAUUGCAACAGUGAAAGAGGAAGCUUUUAGCCGGAAGGAUAUUCUUGAGAAAGUUGAAAGAUGGCAAAAUGCUUGUGAAGAGGAAGCCUGGCUGGAAGAUUACAACAAAGAUGAUAAUCGUUACAAUGCUGGGAGGGGAGCACAUCUAACACUAAAGAGGGCUGAAAAGGCUCGUACUUUGGUCAACAAGAUUCCUGGAAUGGUAGAUGUUUUGAGAACAAAAAUUGCUGCAUGGAAAAAUGAACGAGGAAAGGAGGAUUUCACAUAUGAUGGUGUUAGCCUUUCGUCAAUGCUUGAUGAAUAUAUGUUCGUUCGUCAGGAGAAAGAGCAAGAGAAGAAGAGACAAAGGGAUCAGAAGAAGCUCCAGGAUCAGCUCAAAGCGGAGCAGGAAGCUUUGUACGGAUCAAAACCCAGUCCAUCCAAGCCCCUAAGUACAAAGAAGGCACCUAGGCACUCUAUGGGUGGUGCAAACCGAAGGCUAUCUCUUGGUGGAGCCACCAUGCAACCCCCGAAGACUGAUAUACUGCAUUCAAAGUCUGUUCGUGCUGCCAAGAAAACUGAAGAAAUCGGCACUUUGUCCCCUAGUAGUAGAGGUUUGGACAUUGCCGGAUUGCCUAUCAAGAAGUUGUCUUUCAAUGCCAGUACUCUACGUGAGACGGAGACACCUCGUAAACCUUUUGCUCAGAUCACACCAGGAAACAGUGUCUCGUCGACGCCUGUGCGCCCUAUCACCAAUAACACUGAGGAUGAUGAGAACAGGACUCCGAAGACAUUUACAGCACUGAAUCCCAAGACUCCGAUGACUGUUACGGCUCCAAUGCAGAUGGCAAUGACUCCCUCUCUGGCCAACAAGGUUUCAGCAACUCCAGUUUCCCUUGUUUACGACAAGCCAGAGGUAACAUUGCAGGAGGACAUCGACUACUCCUUUGAAGAAAGGCGGCUCGCCAUCUAUCUGGCCAGGCAAAUGGUUUAACUGUUGAUCAAUUUAUGUACGUAGUUGAAAUCUGACUGCAUUUUCUUGUCGGUGGCCAUUGCGUAUGUUGGUCAACAAUAGUCGGCCUUUCCAGUAGCACUAUUCUGAUUUACUGCAAUUGUUUUAAUGUUUUCUACAACCAGUAAAACAGCUCUAUACAUUAGCUUGCUCACUACUCAGUACAGCUUUCUCGGCAGCACGAAACAUUUCUGUUCUC